AUGGGCAACGACGCCGCUCUUGAGUCUAAGCUGAAAGCGGCGCUCGUAUCGCGCGAGCAGCGUGGUAUCAGGCGGCGGCUUCCUGCGCCGUCUUCGGCGCGCGCGACUGCGUCCACGGGCACCGAUUUUUCUUCUAACGACUACCUCUCGCUAUCAUCCUCGCCUCUGCUACGCGAAUGCCUACUGAGCGCGUUACAAAAUGCGCCAGAUAUCCUGGGUUCUGGCGGCAGUCGGCUGCUGGUGAACCCUACCGCGCACUCAUCGUUCGAGGCGCGCCUAAAGGAAUUCUUCGGAGGCGCCGAGGAAGCGCUCUUGUUCAACUCGGGCUUUGACGCCAAUGCUGCGUUCUUCGCAAGUGUCCCCCAGCCGGGCGACGUACUCGUACUGGACGAGCUCAUACACGCGAGUGUACAUGACGGCGUCAGGGCGUCGCGCGUACCCUCUGCUCUGCGACGGACCUUCACGCACAACGAACCCCACUCCCUCAGGCGGACACUCGAGAAGGCCAAGCAUGACGUUCCUGCAUUGAAGAGCGGUCAGGCAUCCGUGUUUGUUGCUGUCGAGAGCGUGUACUCUAUGGACGGCACGGUUGCGCCGCUCGUGGAGAUCGUGGAUAUCUUGGAGGAUCUCUUCCCAAGGGGCAAUGCGCAUCUGGUUGUAGAUGAAGCGCACGCGACCGGGGUGUGUGGACCACAAGGGAGAGGCUUGGUUUGUGCGUUGGGCCUGGAAGAGCGAGUGUUUGCGAGGUUGCAUACGUUCGGAAAGGCACUUGCGGCGACUGGCGCUGUACUCCUGACAAGCACACUCGUCCGCGACUACCUCCUCAACUACGCCCGGCCUCUCAUCUACACUACCGCGCUCUCCAACACCGCCAUCAUCUCCGCCUCCUGCUCAUUCGAUCUUCUCUCCGACGGGACAGCAUCCACCCUCGCCUUCACUCUGCAUUCCAACACACGAUACCUGCUCGACAGGCUACGAGAGACGCUCGCGCUCCUGCCAACGAGCCUCGUACGUCUCCCACCACACCUAUGCGGUGUUAGAGAACCGGCCGUAGAAGACACCCUACCACCCGCACCCAUUAUUCCACUUCUAACACCGCACGCUCGUGCACUGUCGGCCUUCCUCGCUCAACGCGGUCUGACUGCCCGGCCGAUAGUCUGGCCGACCGUACCUCGCGGUACUGAGCGUGUUCGCGUUUGCCUGCAAGCCAAUACACCACGAGAGGCGCUGGAUACGCUGGUCGAGGGUGUGAGAGACUGGGCUGAGGAGGAGAGGGAGAAGGAGAGGGCUGCGCGGAGGAGAGAGGGCAGGAGAUUGAAGGGUAGGGCUGUGGAGGGGUUGUUGGAGAGCAAACUGUGA
Molecule: messenger RNA, 1359 nt
Organism: Peniophora sp. CBMAI 1063
Lineage: Eukaryota; Fungi; Basidiomycota; Agaricomycetes; Russulales; Peniophoraceae
Source: the annotation of a GenBank genome assembly